Molecule: messenger RNA, 2193 nt
Organism: Postia placenta MAD-698-R-SB12
Lineage: Eukaryota; Fungi; Basidiomycota; Agaricomycetes; Polyporales; Adustoporiaceae
Exons: 16
Coding region: 64-1893 (609 amino acids)
Molecular function (GO): flavin adenine dinucleotide binding; oxidoreductase activity, acting on CH-OH group of donors
Source: RefSeq, a predicted model, not a curated record
AGUGGAAGUUCCUGCGAACGACUUUGAUCACCCAUCUUUCAGUCAUCCCCGCGUGCAUUCACAAUGGGCAUCGGCGCCUCCACGACGAUACACUCUGACCCUCAUGCCUAUGCGACUCCUGUCUCCGGCGACGGGGGUGUCGACGCUGAGCGCAGAGCCUACGAUUAUGUCAUUGUCGGUGGAGGAACCGCUGGCUGUGUGCUUGCAUCGAGACUGUCAGAGGACCCGAACGUGACAGUACUUCUGGUAGAGGCAGGUAAAAGCCAUGAAGGGUUCUUCCAAAGCCGAAUACCUCUCCUAUUUACCGCGUUGCUGGGAGGCGAAUACGAUUGGAAUUUCGAAACCACACCGCAGGAGAAGCUUGGUGGUCGCCAAAUCUCAUGGCCUAGAGGCAAGGUGCUCGGCGGCUCAAGCACAGUGAAUGCUGUGAUAUAUCAUCACUGUGCCCCAGAAGACUUCGACGCAUGGGCCAAAGAAGGCGCUACUGGCUGGGGAUAUGACACAAUGAGACGCUAUUUCCGUAAAGCAGAGAAGUUCCUUCCGGAACCGGGCUCAAAGACUGAUGCAACACUGCAUGGGGAUUCUGGACUGUCGAAAACAAGAGAUGUACCGUUGGCGCCGCUCUGUGCCGCCUUUGUUGAAGCCUGCGAGGCUGCGGGCAUCCCGCGUCUAGAUGACUUCAAUACGGACAAGGGCACGUUGGGGGCCGGGGCCUUCGGCGCUUUCAUAGACGAGAAAGGUCAACGGAGCUCUGCCGCUACCGCCUACCUUAACCCUGAGGCACUGCGGAGACCGAAUCUCACGGUUGCCGUGUCAGCCACCACGGAGCGCAUCCUGUUCACGACGGGACAGGAUGGCACGCCAAGAGCCACGGGUAUACAACUCUCAGCUAGCAGGGACUCUCCAAAAUUCCAAGUGCACACCCGGAAAGAAGUGCUCGUGACUGCUGGGGCGAUAGGUUCGGCUCAUCUACUCAUGGCGUCGGGCGUCGGGCCCGCUGCUCAUCUGGCGGAGAAGAAUAUAGCCGUAGUGAGAGACAGCCCUGCCGUGGGCAACAACCUGUACGAUCAUUUCUGUCCUGGGGUGAUGAUUAUGAAGGCGAAGCCAGGGCUCACUUGGGACUACCUGUACCGUCCUAUACCCACCACCGUAGCACUCAUACGAUGGCUGGUUUUUGGUACUGGAGUACUGGCGACCAUUGCCGGACAGGUAGGUGUAUUUGUGCGCUCGGACGAUGAACAUAUCCCUUGGGGAUCCGAGAGCCGCCCAAAACUGCCAUACGCCACCCAUUCGGCGGGAGCCGGCGCCCCGGACGUUGAGAUUUCGUUCGCCCCUAUGUCGGUCAUCAAUAGGGGUAGGGAGGCUCCCCCACAUGGAACGUAUGGUGUUACAGUGGGCCCAAUUCUGCUCAAGCCCGAAAGCUCCGGAACUGUCGAACUACAGUCUGGUGACAUCUGGGACAAGCCCAUCAUUGAUCCUAAUUAUUUGGCGACCCAGAGCGACAUGAAUCUCGCCUUGGAAUCGAUGCGACUAUGCUUACGUUUGGCGCGCCAAGAGCCUGUGGCUUCUCAGCUAGAACUUUCGGGCGCCCCGAAAGACGUGAAAUUCGACGCCUUCUGGCCAACGUGGGCCGACCCUGACAAUGUCUCUGACGACGACUUGAAAGCGUGGAUGGCGAGACAUGGCACCACGGCAUGGCAUCCAACAUCCACGGUGAAGAUGGGACCCGAUCCCGUCACCAGCGCUGUAGAUCCUGAACUCCGAGUUUAUGGAGUUCGAGGCUUGCGUGUGAUUGAUGCUUCUGUGUUCCCCAGCCAGCUAUCGGGCCAUACGUGUGCGGUGGUCAUCGCGUUUGCAGAAAGGGCUUCGGAUAUUAUCAAAGAGACUGCGUGAGGCCAUCGCAACUACGGCCGUUUAUGAGUUCCCGGACGAAUUGUCGGGAGAUAAGGCAUACGUCCGGAUUUGUCUGCAUAUAGAACUAGUUUUGUCUUCUGUCUUCAAUUUGAUUUCAUAUGUCCAACUUCAGGGGCGCAAUGGGUCAAUGGCCGCUGACAAGGCUACUCAUCGGAGGACAUACAUGCACGCUGUUGUUCCUAUACGAGAGUCUUAGAACUGAGCUCUGACGAUCGAUCUGGUGGCGGCUAGGUUGGUAUAUAAAUGAUGAAUAUGAACCGAAAUUUUUUCAAGUCGUCC